AUGUUCCCACCUACUGGUCCAUGGAGUCUGAUGUCAAAGGCAGGAAGUACUGUUUACGUCGCCGGCAUGCGCGGCAUUUACCCAUCUAACAAUACCCUUGCUCCGGUGGGUAUUGACCGGAUCCGCCAAGCUUACGCCAACAUGAUCCAACUUGCCGAGCUUGCUGGCACUGAUCGGUUCUCGGCAGUACGUCUUGUUGUGUAUGUGACCGAUAUGUAUCGGUAUAGGCCUCUGUGCAAUCAGGCACAGACGGAGCUUUGGGGGAACGACCCCAAUAGACAACCCCCUCGGUCGAUCAUUGAAGUCCAGAGACUGAACGACGAUGAUAUUGUAGAGGUGGAAGGGACUUUCCUGGUUGCCUGA
This is a messenger RNA of Colletotrichum costaricense, 363 nucleotides long. Its product is annotated as endoribonuclease L-PSP. The record is from RefSeq and is a predicted model, not a curated record. The transcript is spliced from 2 exons. The coding region runs from base 1 to 363 and encodes 120 amino acids. NCBI's taxonomy places the organism in Eukaryota, Fungi, Ascomycota, Sordariomycetes, Glomerellales, Glomerellaceae.